ACUACCCACUACCCCCUUCCACACCACCAUCCCCUUGUUUCAGGAGGGCCGGGUAAAGGUGGCGGAGAAGACCCCGCCAAGUCCACCGAGCAGGAGGACCGGACUCGACCUCAGAUCCUGUCGGGAUCCGGCUUCUGCAAAUGGUUCAACGUCCGGAUGGGCUUCGGAUUUAUCUCAAUGACCAGCAGCGAAGGGAGCCCCGUCGACCCCCCUCUGGAUGUUUUCGUCCACCAAAGCAAACUGGUGAUGGAGGGCUUCCGCAGCUUAAAGGAGGGUGAGCAGGUGGAGUUCACUUAUAAGAAGUCCUCUAAGGGCCUGGAGUCCCUGCGGGUGACCGGACCUGGUGGGGGACCCUGUGCAGGCAGCGAGAGGAGACCCAAAGGGAAGGUCCCACUCCAGAAACGCAAACCAAAGGGAGACCGCUGUUAUAACUGUGGAGGUCUGGAUCACCAUGCCAAGGAGUGUGGCCUGCCCCCCCAGCCAAAGAAAUGCCACUACUGCCAGAGCAUCACGCACAUGGUGGCUCAGUGUCCCCACAAGGCGCUGGCGCCCGCCACAGGCUCUCAGGACCAACAUGCGUCUACCUCGGCCUUCAGCCCAGGGACCGGGCCCUACCUCUGCCCCCCAGAGGAGGAGGAGCGCUCCGGCUCGUCUCCCCUGGAGGGCUCCUCCUCCUCCCCCGAGGAGCCCCACACACGCGGCCCCCGGACCCAGAGGUGGAGGAAAUCCUGAAAAAAAGCCCAUAGAGGUGAACCUUUCACCGCUAACCCUCAUGUCUCUCCUCAAUCAAGGAUACCUGAAGCCCCCCCUCAUCUACCUCACACCUGUGAAAAAAUGGGAGGUCUUGAUUUCUUUACUUUUUAUUUUAUUUGUUUUUUAUUUUUCUAACCAGCGCAGCUAUGGCAACGAUCACCGGGGUACGGACGUGUGUGAAUAUGUGUGACUGACUUGCAGUCAUCUGGUGCAGCUAUGGCAACCACCGCUGGAAUGGUGACUGCAGGGAAUGACUGUUUUUCUUGUUUCAAUCAGUGCAGCUCAAGAGUGAAACAACAUGGUAUGAAUCGUUUUCUUUUUUUCCUCUUGGACCUACGUGUUGGCCAUUUUGAAUGCUUUUUUUCCCCUUACAGUUGUUUUUUAUCCUGUAGGCCUAAUCAUUCCAAAAAUCACGAUGCAUCCUUUUAGCACACACGGUAGCUCAUUUUAAGGAUUAGAAUAAGACUUUCUAAAGCUUGAGGCCCUCUUAAGCGAUAAUCCAGACCCAUAGGAUUGUUAGCUUGGCUUAUGAAGAUCUUUAGGGAAACUUUAUGGAUUCCAGAGGGAGGUUUUUUUUUUUUUUUUUAAAGAUGGUGGGCUGCUAAACACAUUCUCUAUAAUCCUAAAACACUCGCUACAUACCUCUCUCUUACAUGAAACAGACUGGACCAACUGAUUGUCAAAGAGUGUGUGUUUGUGCAUGCACAUGCAAGACUGAGAGAGAGAGAAAGAAUGAGAAAGUGUGUGUCUGUAUGCGUGUGUUGUGCAUGCUCCAAAAGGAAGAAAAAAACUGUCAGACUAGCGUGCCUCUUCUCCAGGUGCGAGUCAACACUAACUUAACUUUCGGUUUCCUAUUAUUAUUAUCGAUAGACACACCUUAGAUAAAACAGCAUAUAAUCCAGCUAGAUCAUAGUUUUAGAUUCAAGGUAAUGAAUUGAUCGUUAGACUUCCAUUUUGGUUGUUGCGUAAUUAGUUGAAAAUAACAUUACAGUUUAUAAAUCAUAGUAUAAGUCAUUAAUAUAUAUGUAAAGUCACAAGAUAUAAUUGAAAUUCUAUUAACUUUAAGUAAUGCAUAUAUAAGGAAUUAGCUCUGACAUAGGUGAAUAGCCCUGUAUAUUGCAUGGGAUACUUUGUUGUUGUGUGAAAACUUGUAGCUCUCUCUCUAUUUAACCGUUUUCAUCCAAAUCAAACUGACCUUUUUUCCCCCAAAAUUCUUAACUCCACGCCUUCUUCUUUAUUAGUUCAAAUAGUCAGCAGUCACUUCUGACCCAGCACAACGACUCACCUUGUAUGAUUAUAGGUGUAGUGUCAGACCAUUACAGUAUCAUCACAGCUGCUCUACAUACUUAAUACCUCACCAAUUCUUCCUCUCAGAAAUGAAUGUCACAGAACGUCAGGCUGUUUGCUCUCCCAGCUGUGUUACAGUAAGAUCGAACCACCCGUUUCCUCUUCCAUCUGUGCCUACCAGUUGUUAGUUAGCACCAGCCAGGUAACGCUCACUCCUCUUUGGAAUGAGAUGCCGUCACUGCUGCUGCUGCUUCAGACUCACUGAAAGAGAGAAAGAGAGAGAGGGAGAGAGAGAGAGAGUGCUGCUUUUGGUGUAACUUGAAUCCCAAGCAUGGCUUUAGUGGCACUUAUUUGUGACCUAACAACUCUUCUCUGACCAUAUUGAAUGUGAAAAGAGCUUAUCUGAAGUCGACGCCUCACAAAAGUUCACGUCGGGUCGCUUUGGAGUUGUAUCUUAAUGUUCUGACAAAUCAAAUAACUUUGUAUGAUAUCAAACUAGCUUGUGUGUUUUUAAAAAGCUCUAAAGUAGACAACCAACUGUUUUUGGUAUAUUCCUAUACCAAAGAGUUUGGCUUUAUUUUUUGAAGGCAUUUAAAGUUAAGACUUGCUGAAGUGCUUGCUAUCUUCGCUCUUUCAGAAUAAGAGGGACUUAUCGCUGAAAGUGCAACACUGCAGUUAUUUUUUUUUUUAAUGUACAGCUUUUUGAAUGUGUGCGUGCGUUAAAAAUCAAAUCUCAACAAUGCAGCAUGACAGAAUAAAAAAAAAAAAAGUGAAUGACCAAACCAUGUAAAGAGCACAGCCCAUGCUCAAAUCUUUAUGGAAACAACAUCUUUUUGUAUGAUGUAUUUUUACAUUUUUACACACAAUUCCUCUCAGGAUGAUGAACUGUUCUCAGGGAAUUAACCAAAAAAAAGUGUAUUUUAUUCUUUUGGGAAUCAUCCACUGACUGACUCAACAAACUCUGUUAAGCAACGGUGAAGAUACAUAUGUAACUGAUUCAUGUACUGAUAUUAGCAACUACCUCUUGAGUUAUACAUAGUUGUGCAUUUCUUUUUGUUUUGUAUAUUUUUUGAUGAGCUUGUAUGAUUAACUGUAGGUCUCUAUUGUACUGAGGUGUGAGAAGUUCCCUAGUGUUGCCACAUACUCCCUGGUCUUCCUUCCCAGAUUUGAUGAGUUACUUUUUUUUCUUUUACUGCAAAACUUUUUUUUUUUCGUUUACAGCAAAAGCCUACCUCAUAUGCGCUCCACAAACUCCUUACCUCCUCCCAGCCCCCUCUACCUCCUCCAUGCAGUCUUUUGUUAAUGGAAUUGCCACUUGUCGCACUAGAGUCACACGGCAUUUUCAACAAAUCAGGCCUGAAAUGGCUCGUCACUUGUGUCUCCAAAUAUAUCUUACAAUCAAAGCUCUUUUUGAAGGUUUUACACAGGUUAUCAGAAUGGGCGUGAUUGUCUCACACAUCCAGGGUGAGGUUUUUCUGCCAGCUCUGUGUUAUACUGUCAGUAUACACUCAUCACGUAGCUGCAGACAGCCAGUGAGUUUACCUCAGUUUCUUGGGCUAGCUAUAGACAUGUUUAAUAUGAAAUAUUUUACAUUUCCGUGUGAACACAUUUUAAAAAGACAUCGACUGUUGUUUUUAGUUUGUAAGUAUUUUAUCAUAACCGUUUUUUGUAACCACUUGAUAUGAUGGGCUUAAGAUGGAGAAGAAUAGGAUUGUACUUCGCACAAGGAGUGCCUAUUGCUAUGUUUUGUUUGUCUGACUCUAUUACCAAAUAGAUAUGUUCCUCUUUUUGGGCUCCAUGGUAAUGGCCUUUGUCAACCAUUUUUACAGCCUCAGAUAAUCAGAAGUUGUGUGGUUUGGAGAUGACGCCCCUUCUUGUUGCAAACUACAUUUGUAAUUUAGAACGGCAUUGUUAACAGUUAACAUGAAUCAGUAGAUUUUGUACUAAUGGUGACAUUGCAUAGAUGUCAUUAUUACAAAAAAAAUGUUUAUGAAGAUGAAUAUUGUUAUCAGUACUCUUUUAAAACUAACUCAUGAUAUCAAAGAUUGAUUUUGCAUACGACCGUAUUAUUAAAAUUGACACAAUAUUAUAAUAAUAUCACAAUGUUGCAGUGGGCCCACAUAUGGAACUGAACGCUUGUUGAUGCCAGUUAUGAACAAAAUACACAACCGUGGUAAAAUAUAGUGAUAUUAUUGAUGGUAGUAGCUUUAUAUUUUCUUCCAAUCAAUGUAACUACUAAUUGAUCUCUUGUUUAUUAUCCUGUUCAGUAUUCGACACGGCCAAGAAAGAAUAAUCUCCUUAAGGUAGUGAUAAUCAAUUGGUUAUCGUAGAGGUUUGUCAAGGCUGCAUAUAGGACAACAAAUUGGUAGAACCAUGUUUUUUUUCCCCAGGCGGUGUCAUUAUGGUCCUAUCUUAUCAAAUGUCCACUGCUUUUACAAUCACAUGUUUCUGAUCUCAUUUCUGUUCUUCUGAGACAGUUUCUCAAUUAUGAAAUAAAGAUCUCAUAAUACAAGGUAGAUGUCUUAAUUAUGGAAUAAUAAUUACAUGGAACAUCAUAAAUGUGAAAUUAUUGUUACACAUGACCAUGAUAUGGUUUAAUUGUGUUAUUAAUAUUUUUCCACUUAUUUUUUUUCUCAUGCAAACAUGAGACAGCACAAGCAAAUGGUCUCCUCCAUGCAAUCAUCAAAACUGCUGAAGAGGGUUUAACUCGGGGCCGGACAUUUGUGAACCUGAAUGUGCCAGUUGUAUCUCAACAGAAGGCUCAGAUGUAAUUUUGCUGCCACCAAACACACCAUUGGCUUCUAAAUUUGAAAUUUACACUAGUUUGCAGUGUUCAUAGGCAUUGUAGAGAAGAUAUCACUGAUAUGACACCACAAUAACAAAGAUAUUUAUUAUAGAAACUGGCAUAAAUCACAUGAACUUUUUUUUUAAACUCUCAGUUUUAGUCUUUCAUUUCCUUUAAAUUCAUUUGUGUAAAGCUGUGGGAGUUGAAAGGAUAAUUCAGGCUUUGUGGUCUAUGUUUCUUUUGUCCCCCAAGUCACGACGUCACAUCCGGGUUAGCCUCUUACGCAAUCAUCGACAGUAUAUAUAACUUUAGUACUCAAUGCAGUCUUUUAUUCAGCGUUUAUGUCCGUCGUCGUGAAAACAUGAGACGUGUUUCUGUUUACUCUCCAUACUCUUAAUACAAAUCGUCCUCCCCCCCAUAGCAACUGCCAUUAGAAACCUUCAACCUGAAAGAGUCUUAGAAAAACUACAACUCCCAUAGAGAGGAGAGAGAAAAAGCGCGGGUACUUACGUCAUAACAUCUUGAUUUCCAUAUUUGUCCAUAUCCAUAAAACUAAAAGUACUUUAUUUUUUUUUUCAACUUUAAUUAUAAUCUCCGCUGUGUAAAAGCGUAUCCGGUCUCCUCCGCCUUGUUGUCAUGUUCGUUAAAGGCCGCUAAAAAAAAUAAAAAAAAGGUAAAUUUAGACUGAUUAAACAAGAUCUACCGUCCGUAUCCGAACAGAAGAAGCGAGUUACACGACAUACUGUUAAAAGUAGAAUUUGAACUUUUGUUUUUUGCUAUUAGCGUUGUUAAAAACGUUAAUGUGGGUUUAAAUCAGGUCCUCUGAACUUAAACUGUCUAACGUCGUUUAGCUCUGUGGAAACUCUUAACACAAGCAUAUUGAAAUAUUGGGCUAUUUCAGUCGCUGUCCACUGAGAACCACGUAUUUGCAAAUGUUACCAGCUUUGAUUUAAAUACUUGCUGUCUGGUGGAGAGGUAGCAUAGAUGAGAAGAUUGGUACUAGUCCAAAGUGUUUAGUGAGUUUAGCACAGAGACUCUGGGGGCAAAGGGGGGAAACAGCUACCUUGGGGCUGUCCAAAAGGUUAAACAAAAACUCCUACCACCUUUUUUUGAGGUUGUAAAAAAAAACAAUAGUCAACAUGUUAAUUAGUGAACAGAACAUGUAAUUUAGUGGAACUGAUUUUAAUUAGUGAACUGUAGAGGUGCCAGUAGGUUACCAGAGCCAGGCUACCUAACUCCCACUGCUCCCAGUCUUUGUGCCAAGCUAAGCACAUGUCAGUACAUUUCCCAAAGUGACACACUUUUGCUUUAAGUCGAGUGGCACUGCAUUUUGACUGAAAGCUGAAUUCAAGCCUUUUUCUUUUUUAAAACCUCAAAGGAGCAUUUAAACAUUCAGUUUAUUAAGUUUUCAGGUUUUCAUUGGACAGCAACUUAAUCCUAAUUACAUUAAAAUAGGCCAACUAAUAUAGGCUUAUUGAAGGAAACGCUGUCCACACUUUCCAGAUGCUUAAGAGAAAAUCACAUUUAGGCCUAUAUAACUGAGACAAAAACCCUGAAUUAUCCUCCAACAAUGUAUCAAAAGCCUCUGAAGACAGACAGGAUGUACUAUGCCAUGAUCACAGACCGGGAAGCCUCAGCAGUCUGUCUCACUGCUCCCUCAUGUGGUUGUUUUAGGAGAUACCUGCAGAGUUCACAUACAGUACCUCAACUGCUGCAUUUGUCAGCUGCUCUGUGCUUUGCCUUGACUGGAGAAACAAUGUAUUCUAGGAGAUGAUCAUUUAUGAUGUUUUUUUUUUUUUUGUUUUUUAAACUGAACUGUAUCAUGUCAGAUUCAUAUUGUGGUUAUGUACACAAAAUCAUACUGAAACAUUGGACCUCGAAAAGGACCUAUAAAUCCAACCAAGGCAGUUGAAAGUGCAGAUACCUCCUUGUAUUGACUAAUAACCUCACACUUCUCAUGUUUGUUUAUGUUUUUUACUCUGUACACCGUGGCCAGAGGGAGUCUUCUGUGCUCUCUUUCUCUGGAGUAUGUGUAGAGCCAAGCACUGAUUGCUUUUGAAUGGGGGAAAAAAAUGUUCUUCUAUGUGCAUAUCACUCAUUAUUUUAGCCCCAAUAUAAGUGUACUGCCUUUUUUUAUUUCUGUGAAUCUUGGAUUGGAUUUUUAAAUAUGUCUGAAAUGUUUUACUUG
Molecule: messenger RNA, 7013 nt
Organism: Morone saxatilis (striped sea-bass)
Lineage: Eukaryota; Metazoa; Chordata; Actinopteri; Moronidae
Gene: lin28b
Product: lin-28 homolog B (C. elegans)
Exons: 3
Molecular function (GO): nucleic acid binding; zinc ion binding
Source: RefSeq, a predicted model, not a curated record